Messenger RNA from Nylanderia fulva, 5265 nucleotides. The record is from RefSeq and is a predicted model, not a curated record. Lineage: Eukaryota; Metazoa; Arthropoda; Insecta; Hymenoptera; Formicidae.
AUGGAAUCCUUCGAAGAAUUGAUGCACGAACAGUCUACAAAAAUGAGCUCAGUUAUUCGUGCGAUAUCUAAUUUUAAAAAGUUAGGUCAAGCUAAAAUGACCUAUGCAGUGACGAAAAAUCGCAUGGAAACAUUAAAAGAAAAAUUCGAACAGUGCUCAAAAUUAGAUGCCAAAUUACACGCUUCCGCUGACUCCAAGGAGAAGACCACGCACCCCUACUUCUCAGAUCACGAAUUUGACGAGUGCGAAGAAGCCUACGAGACAGCGUUGGAUUAUUUCGCAGAGGUUGUACAUGAACUCUCCAAAUCAUCAGUUCAUCCUGCAGCUAACGUAAGUCAUUUGCACGAAUGUCAGUCUCAUACGACACUCAACCUACCGAAGGUCACAUUGCCGGUCUUCGAUGGAUCGUUCGACAAAUGGGAGAGCUUCCGCGAUCGUUUUCAAUCGAUGAUUAUAGAAGAAAAAAGCCUGUCUAACGUACAAAAAUUGCAUCAUUUAUUCUCGUGUCUAAAAGGCGAAGCGCUCACCGCGAUCGAACAUUUAACGAUUACUUCUGAUAAUUUUGCUGUAGCAUGGACGAUUCUUUCGUCCAAUUUUGAAAACGAGCGUCGGCUAAUCAAUUCAUAUAUACAUCGCUUAUUUACACUGCCCAAUGUUACGGCGAAAUCGGCGACCGAACUUCGAGCUCUACAGAGCAAAUUAACUGCCGCAAUUGCCGCGUUAAAAAAUUUGUCUCGUCCGGUCGAACACUGGAGCGAUAUUUUUGUUUAUAUUAUCACACAAAGACUCGACAAAUCCUCGCGCGAAGCGUGGGAAUUGAAGUUAGGAAAAACGACCGUCUAUCCUACGUUUGACGAAAUUAGCGCGUUCUUGGAUUCUCGUAUUCGCGCUCUCGACGCCCUUGUACCGAUCGCUUCGACACUCGAUAAACAAAGCGAUAAAUCAAACGCGAAAUUAAAACAAAGGGCUGUCACUUCGCAUACAACAAGCGCCACGAAACUUUCGUGUCCCGUGUGCGAAUCGAAUCAUUUGUUAUAUCAAUGUACCGCGUUCCUCGGAAAAACGCCGACUCAGCGAUACGAAAUUAUUCGUAACGGCAAGCGUUGCCUUAAUUGUCUCAGUUCGAAGCAUCAAGCGAAAGAAUGCCCGAGUACCCGCUCGUGUAAAGAAUGUCACAAAAGGCAUCACACGCUUUUACAUUUUUUUGACGCUCCGAAAUCAGCUGUUCAAGCGUCAUCGUCUCCCGCGUCAACAAAUCCCGUCAUCUCGACAAGUGACGUUUCCUCGCAUAUCGUUGCGAAAGCUGUAACAGCGCGUCACAUUCUCCUUGCAACUGCUCGCGUUCGCGUGCAUUCAAUGCACGGUCGAUUCCAAUGGGCCCGAGCGCUCAUCGAUCAAGGAUCUGCGUCAUCCUUUAUAACCGAAAAUUUAGUGCAGUCAUUAAGACUUCCGAAAUUAAAUACCGCUGUUAGGGUAACAGGUAUUGGCGAAACGCAGACAAACGUUCGACAUGCCGUUCAUCUAACGAUAACUCCCAGCAACGCGGACACUCCGGUUUAUCGAACCACCGCGUUAAUUUUAAAAUCGUUAACUCGAUAUUUGCCAAACCGUCUCGACAUUCCAGAGCAAUGGCCGCAUUUGAAUGGCCUUUCGUUAGCUGAUCCCGAUCCCGCAGGAUCAGAUCCAAUAGAAAUAAUUAUCGGAGCGGAUCUUUUCGGGUCACUCAUCCUCGACGGCGUUCGAAAAGGCGCGGUUGACGAACCGAUCGCUCAAAAUACCGCGCUAGGCUGGAUCAUAUCCGGACCUAUAGCGCAACUCAGACCGCUCUCGCAGUCGUCCAUUGGAGUACAUCAUUGCUCUGUUACGGAUGAUCUCAAUCAAACUCUCCGCCGAUUUUGGGAAAUCGAAGAAAUUCCCGCUUCAUCGAAAAUAACUAGUGAAGAAAAGGCAUGCGACGACCAUUUUAAUUCGACACACUCUCGAAAUUCUGAAGGUCGCUAUAUCGUCAGACUUCCAUUUAAACACGGACCUCCACUCAACAUUGGAGAAUCUCGACAUUCCGCGCUUCAGAGUUACCUUCGCACGGAAAGCCGCAUUAAAACGGAUUCAUCGAAAUCGUCGGAAUAUCAUAAUUUUUUAAAAGAAUAUUAUGAUCUGAGACACAUGCAACGCGUCUCAGAAACCGAACAAUUAAUCGACUCGAAUCAAAUCGUAUAUAUUCCGCACCAUGCCGUAUUCCGCGCUAACAGCUUAACAACGCGAAUACGUAUCGUUUUCAACGCUUCAAGUCGAACCUCAAACGGUACGUCAUUGAAUGAUCAUUUAUAUCCGGGCCCUAAACUUCAAAAGGACCUUGCUGCAGUGAUUUUGCGUUGGCGCACAUUUCGAUACGUUUAUUCCGCCGACGUGGCAAAAAUGUAUCGCCAAAUUCAAGUCGAUCCUCGCGAUCGUGAUUUCCAACGCAUCUUCUGGCGGCCAUCUCCAACACAUCAAGUUGAGGAGUAUCGUCUCUGUACCGUAACGUACGGCAUGACUUCAGCUCCGUACUUAGCUUUGAAGGUCAUGAAUCAACUCGCCAUAGAUGAAGGCGCUUCAUUUCCAUUAGCCACAUCCGUUAUCGAUCGUCAAAUGUACGUCGACGACUUUAUCUUCGGCGCCGACGACAAGGUUCUCGCUCGUCAAACUCGCGAGCAGAUUGUUUCUCUUCUCAAAAGAGGUGGAUUCACGCUACGAAAAUGGGCAAGCAACGUGUCCGAACUCCUUGACGAGAUCGAAGAUACCGACCACGGUCUCGCUCAAAGCCGAGAUCUAAACGAAGAUGAGAGCUUGAAAAUUCUCGGUCUUACUUGGCAACCAGAUCGCGACAUCUUCAAAUUUACCAUUACGAUUACAGGGCCUCCUGGCAACACCAAAAGAAGAAUUUUAUCCGACAUCGCCAAAUUCUUUGAUCCACUUGGAUGGGCAACUCCAGUGAUUAUUCGCGCCAAAAUUUUGAUGCAACGACUUUGGAUCGCUAAAUGUGAAUGGGACGAAGUCGCUCCGCCGAAUCUGCUUGAAGCCUGGCAGCAGUAUCAUACUCAUCUUAAACAUCUAGAAGAGGUGAUGAUUCCACGUUGGAUUCAACUCGGCCAUCACGUACUGCAUCUAGAGUUGCAUGGAUUCUCGGAUGCAUCUACCAAAGCAUACGCUGCAGCGGUGUACAUUCGCGUUGUCACGGUGGAUGGAAUGGUCUCGGUCAAUCUUCUUGCCGCAAAAUCAAAAGUCGCUCCUGUCAAAGUAAUGAGUGUUCCGCGACUCGAGUUAUCUGCAGCUCAAUUACUCGCACGGCUCAUUCAUUUCAUUCGCGAAGCUCUCGACUUUCGUGAGGUAAAUGUUUAUUGUUGGACCGAUUCCACAAUUACUCUUGCCUGGAUGAGCCGACCUUCUACUACAUGGAAGACAUUUAUAGCGAAUAGAGUAGCCGAUAUUCACACGCUACUUCCGGACAUUCCAUGGCGUCAUGUCCCAACAAAGGAAAAUCCUGCCGACUGCGCAUCGCGCGGGAUCUCUCCCGACGACCUUGCCACAAACCUUCAAUGGUGGUCAGGUCCCGAUUGGCUUAUUAAAUCUUCCGAUUAUUGGCCAAAAUCUGACUCGGAUUUCGAUCCCCACGCGCUAAGCGAGCAACGCGCGCAACCACAAUCGCUCACUACAUCCGUUGUCGCAUCGUGGGACCUAUCACAACGUUAUUCGUCAUGGCACAAACUCCUUCAAAUAACUGCAUACAUCUAUCGAUUCGUAACGAAUUCCCGCUCUCGACAUAUCAAUCUCAAUCUGAAGAUACAAAACCCUAGAGCUCCGAUCUACCUAAAUCCGAUUGAAAUUAAGUCCGCUGAAAUCUUUUGGAUUCGUUACAUUCAAUCAGAAUUGUUUCAUAGCGAGAUAUCAGCACUCAGUACGGCAACUCCAAUCAAGAAAUCUAGCACACUGCUUUCAUUAAAUCCUUAUCUCGAUAAUGAUCAAAUAAUUCGAGUCGGUGGCAGGCUAAGGAACGCCACCUUACAAAGCGCCGUUCGCAAUCCGAUUGUCCUAAAGGACCAUGCCUUGGUCAGGAUGAUCAUCAUGGACACCCACCGACGAAUGUUGCACGCUGGAUCUCAAUUAACAUUAGCUCGGAUCCGAGAGAAAUUUUGGAUUCUGCGAGCACGAUCUCUGGUUCGCGCUGUACUCUACAAAUGUGUAUCAUGUACACGAGAAAGGGCUCAGAUUCCUAACGAGCUCAUGGGCGAUCUUCCGAAUGUAAGAGUAAAUCGCUCAGCUCGAGCAUUCGAACAUGCCGGUGUCGAUUAUGCCGGUCCAAUUCUUGUACGAACCUCUCGUGGACGAGGUCAUAAAGCGCAUAAAGCCUAUAUUGCCGUGUUCGUUUGUAUGACGACAAAGGCGAUCCAUCUCGAGCUCGUUAGCGACUACUCUUCAGACGCUUUUCUCGCCACAUUAAAUCGUUUCGUUUCUCGUCGCGGAUACCCUGCAUCGAUUUAUUCGGAUAAUGGAACCACAUUCCAAGGUGCCGAUCGCGAACUUAAACUCGCAAUCGCGCAGGCUUUAAAAAAUUCGGAUUUGCAAAAUACGCUUUCGACCGACGGAAUAAACUGGCAUUUCGUGCCUCCUUCCGCUCCCCACUUCGGUGGAUUAUGGGAAGCUGCUGUACGCAGCGUCAAAUACCAUUUAAAGCGCUGUAUCGGCUCACAUACGCUCACAUUUGAAGAAUUAAAUACUGUUCUUUGUCGUAUCGAAGCGUGUCUUAACUCGAGACCUAUUGGGUCUGUGUCCGAAAAUCUCGAUGAUUAUCAUGUAUUAACACCGGGACACUUCCUCAUCGGGGGACCCAUCUUAGCUGCGCCACAGCCAAGCGUUCUCGAUCUUAACGAAACUCGUCUUUCCCGCUGGCAAUUGUUGCAACAUAUUACAGAAAAAUUUUGGAAAUCAUGGUCAAACGACUACUUAUUAACGUUGCAGCAGCGGCCAAAAUGGAAAAUUGCGCAACGACUUGCGACUGUAGGCCGAAUCGUUCUCUUGCGGAACGCACUUGCUCCUCCGUCUCACUGGGAGCUCGGACGUAUCAUCGAAUGUCAUCCCGGCAACGACGGACUCGUUCGCGUCGUUACCGUGCGCACCGCGCGUUCACAGUAUAAGCGUCCAAUUGUAAAAUUAUGUUUUCUUCCGAUCGAUAUCAAUACUUCAAGCGAUCAAAGUUCCGGCAUGGCGGGCGGCACCGAUUCCGAUUAG